GUUGUUGUCGCGACGUUGACAGGCUGCUGGCUGACAACAGGUGAACGGGAGUUCAGCGUCAGAAACCGAGGACAGGACGUCACGGCGGGGUGAAAUACGCGAUGAGAGGACGGCAACAGAAAGUGAUAAGGAAGCCCAGCAUGCCACGAUGUUUCCUCCUCCUUACGCUGGUUUUGGUGUCCUGAGUGGAGCUACACUGAGAGAGGAAACCUAACACACAUAGCAGAAAAUCCACACAAUCCCUUUGCAAUUGGAAGAGGAUGGGCCGUCCCGCAGAGCUUUUGUUUCCUGUGAGAGGAAAACUUCAAUCACUUCAGCGCUCAGUCCUCAUUGGUCCGUCCAGUGUUUCAUGAAACCUCUCCAGGUGUCGUCUCAUUGGUCCUUCAUUCCACUGUGAAGACCGGCCAGCCAAUCAUCAUCUGCCUGGCAGCGUCUCUGCAGCAGAUUUCUGCUUCACUUGGGACAGAGCACAACAAGCGAGAGAGAGAGAGAGAGAGAGAGAGAGAGGGGAGAUCGAGGUUCACUACUGCUGAAUCAGGGGUUCUGCAAAAGUCAUGCAGAUGUGCUUUUUCUGACAUGUCUCUUGCACUGUAUGGACAACACAGUGCUAAUACAGGAGCCAUACAGACGGAGGAUUUACAGAAAUAAUCUCCAACAUGGAGGUUCCCAGGAGGCCCCAGCCCUCCUCCUUCACACUGCCUCUCCCUAAACCGGCCUCAUCGGCUUUAUCUCCCCUCGGAGCUGUGGAGAAGGUCACCAAGAAACAUCCAAUGAAAGAGGAGCUUCAAGAGAAGAAGGAUCGGACGGCAGACGAAGAUCAGUUUGGAGAGGAUUUGUUCAGUACUGAGGAGGAGGAGUCGGCUGUGUCUCUGUAUGUGGAGGCACCAACCGACACCUCAGGACUCGAAGAUACAAAUACUUCCAUUGUGGAAACAAAUUUCAAACUUUCCUCACAGGAUAGUUUCUCAGAGGAUGGCUCAAUGUCAGAGGAGAGGUUGGCAGAGGAGGCAAAAGAGGCCAAAAAGAAGUCUGAAGAGGAGGAAGCAGCAGCCAAAGAGAGGGCAGCCCAGAGGCAGCUGCUGGCCAUAGAGGAGCUGGUCCAGUCUGAGAGGAACUACCUCCGACUGCUGCAAGUCAGCACUGUGACCAUCAGGAGCAACCUACAGAAGCUACAGCCGCCUCCAGCCAACCUGGACAGCAUGUUUCUCUACAUAGAGGAUGUGAUUGGCGUCUCAACUCGACUUCUCAGCCUGCUGGACCAGAAACAGAUUCAGCCUGGAGACCCUCUCUACUUGGAGACUCUGUGUGAUUCAUUCCUCAGCCUGUCUUCAGACAUUGAGGCAGCCUAUAACGAAUAUUUGGCCAACUACAACAAUGUGACAGAGGUGGAGAACAGCUACAAACAGAAGGAGGCGCUCUGGAAUGAGAUCGUCAGAGUCAUCAAGACCUCAGCGCCUGAAGUAAAUGCCACCUCUCUGAGUUUCUUCUUGGUGAUGCCGGUCCAGCGGAUCGCCCGCUACCCCCUCCUCCUGCAGACCAUCCAGAAACACACAGACAGCGCUCACCCAGCGUAUGCACUUCUGGAGCAGACCGCUCACACCUCCAUCGCCUUGAACUGUCGCAUCAAUGAGUACAAACGCUUCAGAGAAGUCGCUGACAAAUACAAAAAGACAGAGACCCUGACCAUAAAGGACAAGAUCAACCGCCUCAACACCCACAGCAUCGCAAAGAAGACAGCAAGGCUCAGCCAGCACAUCAAACAUGAGACUGGAAUAACACCGAAGCUGGUGGAUGAGGAGUUUGACGCCCUGGAAGGCUUCUUCUAUGUUUUGGAGCAUGGGAUCCUGGAGCUCCUUGAGAACGUGGAGACGUACCUGCAUCACCUACAGGGGUUCCUGGCCUGCAAAACAGAGGAGUUUGACUUGGAUAUGGAUGGAGAGAAGGCACCUAUCUGCUAUAAGGAGAUCACUACCGCUCUCAGACAGUGGAUUCUUCCCACAUUUGAAAAGAGGAUGAGGAUGUUAAUCCACAAGCCGCUGUGUGCGCUCCGUGACCUCCUGGUGGGCCCAAGGAACCUGAUCAGGAAAAGGCUGGACAAGCUGCUCGACUAUGAAGUGAUUUGUGACAAAUCCAGCCUGACCUAUGAGGAACAGGCUGUGGCCAACACGUACAGGACAAUGAACACGUUGCUCCUCAACGAGCUUCCUCAGUUUAAUGGUUUGGCUCUACAGAUGAUCUGGAGCAUGUUGGGGACGUUCAGCUGUCUGCAUAAAGACCUCGCCUCAGACAUGGAGCAACUGUUCCAGAGCUUUGCACAACAGCUCCCUCACAGCGCUCUUGACCCCAGUGCAUUCUGGAGGUGGGCGGAGUCUGCUGUGCUGGAAGGUGCAAAGAAGCUGGAGACAUUGUGUCGAAGUGUCGAGGACACGCUCAAUGCGCCCGUCGUCCAGCCUCUGAGUCCAUCUUCUCAGCACCGUCUGAAGCAGCUAACAGAUAAACACGGUUCUGGAAAGAUCUACCAGGUGAUUGGGGCGGUGGUAGGCAGCCGAGACCUGGACCUGAACCUGGCCAAAGGGGAGCUGGUGGCCGUUAUCAGUGAGGCAGACACCCGUGGAGACAAACGAAGGUGGCUGGUUGACACAGGAGGCAGGAGAGGGUACGCUCCCUCCUCAAAGCUGCUUCGCUAUCACCAGCCAGCAGAGGACCCGCCCCCUUCGCCACACUUGACCCUGCCUGAGGGCGUGACAGGAAUCAGAAGACACUCUUACACCCCAGAGGGCCGGCCACUGACUGUCAUGAGCCAGCCGUGCUUCCAGGUGUUUGCAGCCUACGACUUCAAAGCGAGAGGAAACCAUGAAGUUUCUGUUCAGGCCGGUGAACCAGUCCGUGUCCUGGAGCGCCAUGACAAACGAGGGAACCCAGAGUGGAGUCUAGUGGAGGCGAGAGGAGGGCACAGAGGCUACGUGCCCUCCAACUACCUCACAAUCAUGCCUUUGGGGACUGGGCCACCUGGCACUUUCAAGCCCUACUGCUAGGAGGGAAGGAAGGAGAGGAAAAACAGCAGCUUGUACCGUAUGACAAAGGUUUCACCAGUACUGUAUUUAGAAGGCGUACAGCAGUAUUUUUUGUAAAAAAGCUGCACCUUAGUGACCAUCAGUUUUUUCUUUCGAUGUCAAAAUCAGUCUUUAAAAAGACAUGAGCCAUUAAAUACAACAGCAUUAUGGCCACAGUGUUAGCUAAAUUCUGUUUGGUUUUUUUCAGUUUUAUAGCUUGAACUUUUUAAUUUAUCUUCAUUACUACACCCACUUCCUGUGCAAACCAGUGCGGUCAGAUUUUUUAAAUUGCAAGGAAAGGAAAGUAAAAGUGAAGUCACAUCAGUUUUAUUUAUAUAACCCAAAAUCCCAUCUCUGCCUCAAAGAACUGUACAGUCUUUGCAGCCUCUCUCCUCAGACACUGACUGGAUAAGGAAGGAAAGAAAUAUAACCUUUUACAAGUAUGGACUUUCCAUCCACACAAAAACUGUAUCUUUUAAAGUGCUUUCCAAAGUGGAGAGUGAGCAUAUACAAACGCUGGCAUCUGACUGUAGUGUCAUCCAAACUCUAGCUAUCGAUAUUUACUGGUGGUGCAACAGUGUGUCAACGUCAGGAAGACAGCGCGUCUGGAACAUGUAACAUGAACAGCAGAGGACAUUUCUACAUUAGUGCUGUUGUUGGGACGUUUGGAUGAGGACGGAUAAUGCUAGUGGUAAAGGACAACCUUCAAUAUACCUACAGUGUUUUAAGUUUUUCUGCUUUUAUGGACUUGGCCUUACUAGUGUUAAUAUAUGUGACACACUGGAAACAAUGAAGGAAGCUGCAGCCCGUGUGCUGGUAGUUAACACGCUGUCCUGCUCGUGAGCACUGAGGCAGGACAGAUGCUUGCUGAGAUGGAGUUUAACAUCUCGAGGCGAAAGGGCGAUCUUCAAGAUGCACUGCAGAUUUUUUGUGGCCAUUGUUGAACAGCACCAUGGAAGAUGGGGAGGUGAAUGGGGGUCGUCUGAGCUGCAUGAGAAGAGCGACUUAUAUCCCAUGAUCCUCUGCGGGAAAAGAAAAAAAGAACACUUGAAUUGAAAAUGAUUGACUGCAUGUUCUCGUUAAAGUGUCCGCGUGUUAGCGAGCUAACCGCAACACUUAGACACACAGAGAGCAAAACGUGUUCGUGCGCAUCUGUUUGAUAUGAAAUUGAGCUGACAGGUUAGUGUGUGUGUGUGUGUGUGUGUGUGUGUGUGUGUGUGUGUGUGUGUGUGUGUGUGUGUGUGUGUUGAGUCUCCCCCUCCUCACCUGGAGGCAGGAGCAGUACUGUAUCAAGACUGACAGGUACACAGCGCUCUCAUCAUCUCAGACUGUGUAAUGUAAUGUAAAUGUAAAAUGUCUCCAGGGCCGAGUAGGAGAGAGACAGGGGAAGGAACGGGGAGAAGAACUGAAAGAGUUGGAGGGAAAAUGGGAGGAACAGCAGGCAGGCAGGAGCCUCGGCAGAGUUAUCCUGUUAGUGUGGAUGUCUCUUUUCUCCUUCCUUUUCCCUCUCUAACCAUGAGCUGAUUUAAAUAACCCCUCUCUUCCCACAUUCACUCCUGUAUGUGUAGAUGUGUUGCUGUUGCUUUCAUUCUCUAUAUUCCUAUUACAGUAAGAGACUAAAUUGCUCCUUAAGGUUUUUGGCUUAAAAAGGUUUUAAUCCAGAGAUGUAAAAUACUAUAGACAUGACUAAAGCGACCUACUUCUGUAUUCAUAGGCACCUGAUGAUGCUUGUUGCUAUGGAUACUGUCCAAUCAGUGCAGGUCGCGUUUUCCUGUGGCAUUUCAUCAAGUUGGCGGGACUGCGAAAACAUUUAGCGACGGCAGAAUUAAAUUGUUUUUGUCAGUUUAGGGAACGUUUGCCACUUCAGUUUCUUAUUGUAACAAGGCAUAUAGACCUGCAGAGGAACCAUUCUGCACUGACAAAGAGUGCUAUGGUCUCAUGGAAAUGGAGGCAGAGAGAGUGUCUUUUUCUAUACAUUUUAUUUCUACACAUUCAGAUUUUAAAAUCCGUGUUAUUGGAAGAAAACUCUCCAACUUGCUGCAACGAGUCAAAACAACAUUCCUGUCUCUUUAACCUAAAUCAUUUCCUGAUCCUGUCAACGUACAUUUUGGAUUUGGAGUCAAGUCUUCAUCUCCAUUAGUUUGUCAAAUGCCGGAUGUAUUGACAGCUAAAAAUGUUGUCAAAUGGUGAAUAUUGAAAUAUUGGAAUAUUGACAGUCAUUGGUUGACUGUCACUAUCCCACAUCUGACAAACUACUAGAGUGCUGCAGGGAUGACGUAUUUUUGUAGGCAUCACUUUACUUCACCACCACCAAACUUUAAGUGUGAUGUUUAAUGUCACAGACAAUGUCUGCACUCUCAUUUAGCCACACAGCCGCCUUUCUCAAGACAUAUAUAAGCUUAAAAAUUCACUAGGUGAUGUGAUGAUUUUAUGUCAUAGGAUGAUGGUCAUAUUCAGCCUGUAUUUAUUAAAUUUAAACAAAAGAAUCAUUCUCUUAGCCAGACAAGAUAAGUACUCAUCUAUUCUAUGCACAUAAAGAGUUAAAAAGUGUAAAAAUAAUUUCCCUGCUUUUAGAGAAGCAUUUGAAUCUUUCAUGAUGGAGACGUUUGAGAAGAGAAGCAACAUUUAAAUGAUCAUUCCUCCUGCACGAUGGCGUCUCCUUGACAGUGACUGCAUAUGACAUUCCUCAGAGUGGACUUCUUGUUUCACAAGCAUGUUUUGCAUAAAAUUGAGCGUUCCUCCACUGGAUUGUGCUGUUUCAGCUGCUGUGGAUGUGAAGCGGAGGGGGGGAGGGAGGAUGGGAUUCAGAGCUGCUCAGCUGGAGCUUAGCUGUUCCCAUUCGUCUGAAUGUCAGGAUGGAGCAGAGCAGCAGGAGGGACAGACAGGGACAGUGUGUGUGAGAUGUUAUUAAUAUACCAAAAUACCAAAUGGCCUCAAGGUUAGUGCAGAUGGAGGAAAAUAAAGAACCCCCCCAACCUGACAACGCUUUACCUGCUUUCACCUCUCCAGAACAGUGUGAAGCUGCUAUCAGUAAUGCGCCCUGCGAUUCUGAAUCCAUUUUGUAAAGAAAGUAUUUUUUUAUUCCCCCAGAAAUAUGGCCAAAAAUGUAGAUACUGCAAAAACCUAACCACAUAACUUCACCACAGACUCCUGGAAAACAUUGAGACCCGUGAGCUAUUUAUAUAUGAGCAUGUAUAAGUAGUAAGGGUGUAUUUUUCCAUUAAAACCUUCCUGUUUGUUCAUGAACAUUGUCCUUCCAGGUGAGGUGAUGUCCUUACGCAAACGUGUGUGUGUGUGUGUGUGUGUGUGUGUUUUUGUUACCAAAUAAGUUUUUUUUUUUCAACUCUCCACCACUAGAGGGAGCAGGAGACCUAGGUUGUGUCUGACUAUGUAACUGGAGUGUGUGUGAGCCCUCUUUAUCAGUAUUAGUGUUUGCCUGAGAGCAGAGCCUGAACAUAAUCCUGUACAUUCUGUUUAUAUUGUUCAGUUACCUGUGAUUGUUUUUUACUAACCCGCUGUUAAACCAACGUGUGUAGCAUGUAACAUGUUUAACCUGCUGAUGAUCUGGUUUUACAGCCUGUACAGCAUUACUGUUCAUAAUUUAUUGUUUUGUAACUGUGUUUAGUCACAUUGCUGUUUUUAACUUAUUUGGUGCCGCAGGGCUAUGGCCUGAGAUGAAUCAUGAAAUCUUUGAAGUGUUGCCAAAGAAAGAUGAUGUUGAACUCACUCUCACACACAUGUAUUCACACAGCAGAUGGGAGUUUCUGCAGUGCAGCAGUUGUAUCUGUCGGGGCAGCUGUGAACUGACUGUGUGGCUUUAAUAAAACUAAACAGAAAACCUC
This is a messenger RNA of Dicentrarchus labrax (European seabass), 6895 nucleotides long. RefSeq names its product Rho guanine nucleotide exchange factor (GEF) 37 (gene arhgef37). The transcript is spliced from 18 exons. NCBI's taxonomy places the organism in Eukaryota, Metazoa, Chordata, Actinopteri, Moronidae. The record is from RefSeq and is a predicted model, not a curated record. Gene Ontology annotation, molecular function: guanyl-nucleotide exchange factor activity; protein binding. Bases 657 to 3035 code for a protein of 792 amino acids.